Messenger RNA from Entrophospora candida, 122 nucleotides. NCBI's taxonomy places the organism in Eukaryota, Fungi, Glomeromycota, Glomeromycetes, Entrophosporales, Entrophosporaceae. The record is from the annotation of a GenBank genome assembly.
AGUAUUGUCAGAAGUAAAUGAGAAUGUUGAGAAGGAUCUGAAGAGAAAGACUGAAAAAUUAAAGGAAGAGGUAGUUAAAAAAAGACUGAAGGAAGCUGCAGGCAAAAAUGAAUAUGAUUCAA